This is a messenger RNA of Diaporthe amygdali, 684 nucleotides long. RefSeq lists its product as uncharacterized. The transcript has a single exon. The coding region runs from base 1 to 684 and encodes 227 amino acids. The record is from RefSeq and is a predicted model, not a curated record. Lineage: Eukaryota; Fungi; Ascomycota; Sordariomycetes; Diaporthales; Diaporthaceae.
AUGCUGGCCAUCUCUCUCCUCCCGGCCCUUCUGGCCCUGGCAGACCUGGCCAUGGCCGGCCCAUUCACAUUCCCAUCUCAGCCGAGUCUGAGGCAUGUCACCCUGACGGCACAAGAUGGUCGGCCCAUGGUCCUCACCAUCACACAAACGCGGACAGCAACAACCACAGCGACCUUGACGCCAACAACCAUCCUGGCACCUUCGGGGCCAAGAAGAACAGGGCGGCCUGAGGAGGCCGAGCUGGAACUCAGGGAAAACGUCUUUGCGCCCACGUCCUCAGACUCGUCGGACUCGUCGGACUCGUCGUCAGACUCGGGAUCUUCUUCCUCAUCCUCAUCCACGUCUUCGUCAGCAGACGAGGAAGACAGUAGCGCAAGUUCCGCCGAUGAGACCGCUACAAACGCACAAACACCAGCACAGGCAGUAGCGAAGGCGCAAACAACGCCCCCGCCGCCAAAGAAUGACCCCGAGGUGGCCUCUGCCCUCGCGCAGCAGGGCUACAGCCAGGUUACUUAUUACUCCUGCGUGACAAGGGACGCGACACUCACGCACUGCGGGUGGCACGUCCCUGUUGUCAAGGCCAGCAGCGCUGCUAGUGGGCGCCAUGGUGACGUUGGAAGAUUAGCGGGAGCGGCGUUGGCUGCAACGCUGAGUGUCGUGCUUGGGAGCCUGGUGAUGUGGUAG